Molecule: messenger RNA, 8240 nt
Organism: Rhopilema esculentum
Lineage: Eukaryota; Metazoa; Cnidaria; Scyphozoa; Rhizostomeae; Rhizostomatidae
Product: ficolin-2-like
Source: RefSeq, a predicted model, not a curated record
AUAAAGACCUCAGUGGUGCUUCAACCUUUUCUUUUCUCUUUAUUUUAUGAUAUGAUUUGAAGGAUUACUUUUAUCAAAAUAUUAAACCACUUAAAAACUUUUGGAUGAAAUAUGUAUGCUUCUUGAAUAAUCAAAUAGAGCACGAUUUUUAUGGUCAACACCAUUGAAACAUUUUGGCAGCAUUAUAGUACUUUUCGGGAAAUUUCUUGAAGAAUAAAUAUUGUUCCGGAAUCUCUAAUGAUAAAGGUUUCUGCUAAAGUUUAUAAGAAUUAUUUGAAUUUUUCACUUUGAUUUUUUCUCCAUUAAAGAUCAAGUUUCAUAAAAUAUCUUAACAAACAGAUUUCAAACUCCUCUCUUGUUUCGACAACAGCAGUGUUUUGCAAUUAUCGAGCACAUGUAGGAUUGUUUCCUAUAGUGGCAGCAAAAGUUUCUGUAACUCCACAGCCUUUGCAGUUAUUCCAGUCCAUUCUUUUUUCCAAACAAUGACUUUGUAAUGUAAGAAGAAAGAAACUCGGAUGGGUAGGCUGUCUGUGAUUUCGUGGAUUCUGUGAAUGAGUGAUAGGGUACAAGAAAAUACUUUAGGUACCAAAAUUUUCGGUGGGAUUUAUUAUCGGUGAAGCAGGGCAACCGAAAUUUUUUGGAACCAAAAUUAUUCAACACAAUGAAAAGCUCAUUUUACACCGGUGGACUUUCAAAAAAUGAAAAAUGCUGCUGAUGUUGUUAGAGUACUACUCUACCUCCAAUGCCUUUCAAGUUUCAGUUUUCGGUUCUCCUUUGUCGAUAUCCAGCUUCCUCUCUUUCUCCCUUUACAUCCAUAAAAUGUGAGUUCGCUAUGGGCUGAACGAAUGCUCCUACCUACUAGCUCUUUAUUAUUUUUCUCAAUUAUUUUUUUCUCACGUUCCAGCCGGUUCAAUUUGGACGCCUAAAUUUUUAACUCACAAUCGAUCAGAAUUUGUAAUCCCCUCCUUGCGAUUUGCGAUCGUAAUCAUUGUGAGCUUACUGUAAAUUCUUCCAAUUAAUUUUUCCCCAUGGGUUAUAGAAAGUGCCUCCUCUAAAAAAAUGUUAUGACAUUCGUGCCUACUCUUAAGCUUUGAGGGGAGGUGCGGUAACUUGCAAACGUAAUUUUGCCAUUUUAAUGUGACCCAUAUUUCCGCAAACAUGCUUAAAACUAUACACAUACAUAAUUCUGCAAGGCAAUAAACAUUUCUCAAGCCACAAAAAAAUCAUCAAACAAAAAUUCAGCCUUUUUCAGAAAAACGGUACCCUUAAAUAAUGGCACAUUCCUUCCUCAACACCUAUCUUAAGGUAGCAGUCUACCAUGAAAAUGGUCAGUUAUGAAAAUUUUGUCAAAAUUCUUUUUUCCUUGGAUAUGAUCAGGAAAAUUACUGUAACUGUUGUAGUUUUUGCGAAAAUUUGAUUUAUUUAUCCCCUGGGUUGAUCAUCUUUCCUUAGCAACCAAGUUUCUAUCGGUUGCUAGGGGGUCUGUUGACACCCAUGGGACCCGUUUUUGAAAAAAAAUUAUAUUACGUAAUCUAUGGUCUUCUACCCUAUCCCAAAAUGCAUUUAUACCACUUUAAAAAGCACAGGGAACGAAUGAAGCAUAGUUUCUGUUUGGCCUGGUCGACGAAAGUUGUUCGAAGAGUCCUUCUGUUUAUGAAGCGAACUUAUCCGACAAUGAACGCCCUGAAAAGAGAGUUUUUAAUCGAAAAUUUAGGUUGGUAAAGCGAAGAAAAGAAAAAGAUCUGCUGGAAGUAAAAAAAACUAUGUAUUCGAAGCAAUGACAAGGAUUUGGAUUACUUAGGCCAAAGCGAAAAGGUGAUGAAGAUGUACUGCCUACCUCGUCUUCACAAGCAACAACGGAUCAAAGCAAAGAAUUAGAGGAACACAGUGCUUCACUUUAUAAACUUAUGAACUCUUUCUUUGGUUCAGAAGACCUUAGUCCCAUAAAAAGACCAAUUUCCGGAUAAAAGAAACGAAGGAUGCUGCUGCUGGCAAUAUUGACAGUGCUGACGAUGGCUACAGCCUUAUAGAUCAGAAACUUUUGAUGAAUGCAAUCAACAAAAUUGCUGUUUGUCGUACAUAUAGGAAUCCAAAGGCACAGUCAAGCCUGCUGCUUAGUUUGGCCUCUAGUUUAGCAAUAAGUUUGGCCUUGCAGAGAAAUAUUAUCUUGUAUGUAGCCAUUGUCAUACAAGUUCACCACUUGAGACCAGUGAAAAGCUCAGUGGAUCUAAGAGGGCAGACAAGAAAGGGGGACAGACCACAUAUGAAAUAAACUGUAGAUCAGUUGUUGCUUUACUAGAAACUGAAUGUGCUGGGUUGGAGAGAUCUUUUGACUUAUGAGUCUUCCAAACACUGUCUCAAAGUCACCUUACAGCAAACAUUUAAAAAUCUUGAGGAAGUGGCAGUAAAUGUAUGUGAAAACAUUAUGAAUGAAGCAGCUGCUAGGCUUAUAGAGAUCAUUGAAAGAGAAGAGCAUACAAUGAUUGAAUUUGAUAAACCAUCCACUGGAAUGAGUCCUUGCAUGGUAUGGUAUGGGCAUGAUGUCCAAAAACCUGUCAGGUUUAGUGGUUAGAGAUCAGUGAUUUAGUGGAAAACGAAAAGUUACAAUCGCUGUUUGCCAUUCUGUUGGAAAUUUCAAUAUUGGGCCAUCAUCAAUUGCAGAUGUUUUGAAGGCAUUACAACUUAAAUGUGGCCAAACAAACUUUAAAUUAUUUGAAAACUGUUGACAAUAGAAGGCUGAAAGAUGCUGCAAGGAAGGUUUCACAGAAAUACAAAGAUCGGAGAGAAAAAUUACAAGCUGCCACCUUAAAAACAUCACAGAAAUACAAAGAUCGGAGACAAAAAUUACAAGCAAUAAAGAAGCGAAGACUUGAUGUAGCUAGGAAUAGCUAUUUAUCUUUUGGUCUUUCUGCAGAGCCUGAAAACAUUUCUAAAAAGGAAGUUGAUGCAAGUCUAAAAAGGAAAAGAGGAAAUAAGAAAGGAAAGAGAAAGAGACCUAGAAAGUCGACGGACCUGUCGAGUAAUGAACAUGAAUAUUUCAACCAGUUUGCACCCCCAGUUACCUUUAUGAUGCCUCUAAACAUUAUUAUUGACUUCUUUUAACAUUUUUGGUUGUAUCUAUGGGUACAUUAUGUGUGAUACACAACCAAAAUUUAGUCAAGUUGCAAAAGAUAAGAAAAAUUAGUUAUUCAGUACAUCUCAAAACUUCAAAUGCACUUUUCUCAAAUCUCAAAUACGGACAUCUAUUAAGCUUGUGAUUAAGAUAUCUUUGGCUCUGUAUAAGAUAUGAAGAUGAAAUUUUCAAAUAAUAUGUAUCUUUUAAUGCUCUAUGCAAUAAAUACAUUGAUUUUUGAUAGAAGAAAUAUUUCACAAAAUAUUUUAGAAAACUCAACUUUUCACAAUAAAAUAUCUAGCUGACUUGGUAUCAUAAAACUGUGUGUUCAUUGCAUAGAUUAUGUAAGUAGAAACUUGUUGCUAAAAAAUUUCCACCAUAGCCUUUAGCAUUUAUGAGAUAUCAUUUCCACAAUUUGCAGAAGUUCGGCCUUUGUUUUUAUGUUUCUAUGGCAACGUCAUUGCCCCACCCUUCCAGACAUCUAUUUUUGCUUUUUAAAUCUUACAUUGUUUAUAACCUGAAAGUUUCAAGCUUCAAGCUCAAGCCAUUAUCAAGUUUUGGCCAGUUUUCCAUAUUGCUGCUUUCAAGGUAGACUGCCACCUUAAGGUACCCCCCUCCCCCGAGCACUUCAGUUCCAUUAUUGGGCUGACAUCAAAAUAUUUAAUUUUUGUAACUUUUAUGAUUGCAUUGAAGAUUAUGUUAUGUUGAGGAUGGAAAUAACUUACAGAAAGUGUUUCAAGCUCUCACUGAAAUUUACACCAAAAUAUCAAAAUUAUGAUCGAAUUUUCUUCCACCGAAAUUUUUGGCACCGGAUAUUUGGUACUUAAUGUAGUCAGGAACAAUGUAAAACGACGACAAAAUUUCAAUGUUGUAAUAAAGCAUUUUGAAAUAAAUUUGAUGUAUACUAAUAUUUCGUCCCGGCAUACAGGGUUAGACUUCAUAGGUCAGGAGUAAAUGUAACGAAUUUUUGUUGUUGUCGAUUUUUCAUUUGGUCUUAGUGAGUUUUGCUUUUACAGCACGCAUCCGUGCUUUGAGUCCUGUCCAAUGAAAAUCCUUCGGAAUCUGUAUCUCGGAAUUUUCCAGUCAUAAAUUUUUUGGGCCCGAUAAACAAUAGCUUAUUUUGCCAAAAGGGGGCGUCUAUUACUAAUUUUUGGUUACCUGGUAGCAAUUUCAAGUUCAUAGGUUUAACAGACAAAAUAUUCCUCCAAAUUAUAUCACCCUUCCGAAAACAUUUUCCCGUCGAAUUUUGACGAAUUACAAAAUCGAUACCUCUGGGGAGUGGCGCGUCCAUAUAGGAGCAAUGGUUUCUAAAUGUACUGUAUACUUCUGAAUGGCGGGUUGGAAUUUGUGUAUAGAUCUCUCUGUAAGUAUUAUCAAUCGUUUUAAGAAUCAUAGCUUUGCACUAUUCUUUUUAUCGUGUAUGAUUUGGUUUCUACUUCCAAUUUGAAUACUGACUUGCGUGGGAUCAGAUGUGUCUAUUAGAAUAUGUUUGGCAUCCCCAAGCUGUGUGCCUUACAAAGGACAGUCAAAGCCAGGCUAUAGCUUUUGCCAGUAAAGUCAAUAUUUUUCUUUGAAAUCAGACUUAUCUGUUUUUUAGGAUUUAUCAAGCUUUGGGAUGAUUCUAACGAACAUCCAGCCUUUAAUUAAAAGGUACGCUUGGAUAAUGUCAGCUGGACGGUGGCUUCUUUAGUUUGAAUGAACAGCUCUUCAUACGAUGAUGUGUCGUCACAAUAUGCUGAUUCCAAGGCAAUAUUUUCUCCUAUAAAAGCAGCCCAAAAUCGAAACUUCUAAUAGUUUGAUCAAGAAAUAGCUUUGGCAAGUUAAUAUAUCUGUCCUUUUGCAGCAAUUAACAGUCCCAUACAAACUCUGUUGCCUAAUAUUAGUCCUAAUUAGUGUGAUCACUACUAUCAGACCUAACAAUAAAUAAACUAUUUUAAUAUCAAACACAUGAAUGCAAGUAAGUUUAGCCAAAUCCUCCCGGAGCCCCUAUUCAUUACAUUGUAUACAAGACAUAUACAUACAUACAAAAGUGUAUUUUGCAAAAGUAAGUUGACGUUUUGUACUCUGAAGAGUGUCAGUCGAAAGAGCUUUAAUUAUGCUGUAAAAUAUUUGAUAUCACUUAUGUCUUUUUAACAGCAUUUGUAACAUUGCAGCCAUUCUCCUUUCUAAACUGUUCCUUUGGUUUGUAAGACAGUUUCCAAAAAUAUUUUUGUAAGUUUCCUAGUAGUAAAGAUUUCCGAACAGAACGCUAUCGAAUCAGUGCGCAGUGACUUGGUUGUAGUAUCAGGUCCAAUCAGGGCUAUAGACGUCGUAAUGCACCACCUUUGUGGGAAACUUUCAGUACCUGUGCAUGAAAAUUAAAGGAAAGCUUUAUCUUGAUGUACCAAAAUUUCAAAAUUAAAAAAUCAAAGUUACGUGGCUAAUCCUUUAUUUAAUUUAUGAUUUCCUUGAAAAAAGCAAAGUCACAUGGUCUAUCUUGGUCUCUGAUGCUCCAAAGAAUACUUUUUAAACUAAAGAUGCCUAGCAAUAUAUUUUUUUUAGUUAUCUGAAAGAAUCUGCUACUGGAGAUAUUCCAGUUUCAAACUCGUGGUAAUUUAAGAAAGCAACAAGUGUAAACAGCUACGUUUGUAAAUGAAUUUAGCAUUUGGUCUUCAAUGGAAUGAAUUGGAACAAUCCUGUUCUGAACACUAAGCCUAUACAUUAAUAUGAAUCUGCUAAAUGAACCAUUGUAAACUAGUUGUCAGUACUGCAAGUGGCUAAAUGUUUAAUGGAAUGUCAUCAACAUUUGGUUGCACACUGAUUACGAAAUAACGAUUGUAUUAUUCAAGCUACUUCAAUUGACCUAUACGCAAUAUUAUUUGGUGUACCAGCAAGAGAAAUGGGUUGUGCACGUCAUUAAUUAUCAGAGUCACGAAAUAGUGAGGAAACUCGACUUGGAAGAGGCCUUGAAUGAAGAACGGUCAAAACAUGGAAUGUGUUUUGCAUUUGAUAAUUCUACGGCUGCUUUGGUUGCAUGUGAGCCUGGGGUACAUAUUGAGGCUGCCUUGCAAGACGUAUGGAAAUUUCAGUGUUGAAGAACAAGGUUUCAUGCUUGCUGGACACGUGAUAGCAUCAUUAGAAGUAUCGACUGUCGAAUUAUGCGAACAGCAUUGCUUGUAUCAUCAGAGCUGCAGCUCAAUUAACUGGAAGACACCAACAUCUGGGUCUGCUAAUUGCCAGAUCAACGAGAAAUCAACAGAAAAUUCGAAUGACAACGUAACGUUAUCUCUUUCAUCUGAAUGGACCUACAAAACAACAGAUUAUACGGAAAGAAAUGUGGGUGAAUUGUGUCGAGGCAGAAAUCCUUGCCCUAUCGGACACAGGUGCAAAGAUUCUUGCAGCUGUCCAGGAUUCCAAUGCCAGAACGUAACAGCAGAAGCAAAAAGUUGCCAGUAUUUGUACACUCUUGGCUUCAGAACAAGUACAAGAUAUGACAUCUAUCAACCACACAUUGGAAUUUUCCCAGUCAGAUGCGACAUGGCAACCAACGGAGGAGGUUGGAUUGUGUUCCAGCGUCGUGUUGAUGCCAGUGUAGAUUUCUUUCGAGGUUGGGAUGCCUACAAGCAAGGAUUUGGGGAUAUGAACGGAAACUUCUGGUUGGGGCUUGAAAAACUGCACAAGCUAGUGGCUCCAGGAAAGGGGGCGAUUCUUCGUGUCGACUUAAAGCACAUUGAUUUUGCAGAGAAGAAGUAUGCUACGUACAGUCAAUUUGAGAUUUCAGGAGAAUCAGAUGGGUAUCGUCUGAAGGUGGGAGGCUACUCUGGAGAUGCUGGUGAUUCACUGAAUUACCAUAACGACAUGAAAUUCUCGACAAAGGACAAGGAUCAAGACACAGCAGCGGGUUCAAAUUGUGCAUUAGGAUAUACUGGGGCUUGGUGGUACAACAGUUGUUAUAAUUCAAAUUUGAAUGCACUUCAUCCUUUAUCAACGGGCAGUUUGCAUACAUCUAAUUAUAUUACCUGGCAUACGCUUGCGAAUAAUUUCGGUAAGGUGACAUUCGCUGAGAUGAAAUUUAGAUACAGAUAAAAAUCUCAGUAACAGUGCUUCAACUUCUUCUUUUCUUUUUGUUUUAUUAUCUUAUUCGGAUUAUUGCCUUUAUCGCAACAUUUAAGCACUUUAAAACUUGAAACUGGAACAUGUAUGACUCCCGAAAAAUCAAAGUAGAACACGAUUUCUGACAGCAUUAUAGUUCUCUUCGGGAAAAAUCUUGACGAAUAGCCUUCACUAGGGAAUCACUAAUUAUAGAGGUUUCUGUUACAGCUGAUAGUAAGUCAUUGAAAUUUUCACUUUGACUUCUUUUUCUAUUAAUAAAUACACUUGCUUAAAUUCGAGUUUCAUGAAAUAUCAAAUUCAGAUUUCAAAUGCCUCUUUCGUUUCGGUAAUAACCAACAAUGUUUUGCAGAUGGCUAGAAAAUGUUGUAGGAUUCUUUCCUAUAGUAGCAAGCAGGAAAAGUUUUUGUAACUUCACAGCCAUUGCAGGUAUUCCAGUCCAUUCUUUAUUUCAAGCAAUACAUUUGUUAAGAAAGAAGGAAGAAACUGCGGAUAGGCUGUCCGCCGCAUUCUAUGAAUAAGAAAUACGGUAUAAGGUAGGGUCAGGAACAAUGCCGGAGCAAAAUGACGACGAUAAUCCAACGUUGUAGAAUAGAAUUUGGAAAAGGCUUUGAAAAAAGCAAACAUUUUACAAUAUAUUGGCUAAAAGCUUUUUCGUCUGACACUCCUCAGAGUAUAAAACGUCAGAAUAAGGGUCCGAAAGAACACGAUAAAAAAUAUACACCCAGUUGUGGAUCGAAAUAGGCCAAUCAGAAAAACGCAAGCACAAGACCGGUAUAGUUGACCAAUCAGUGCCGCAUGCAUAAAGAAAAAUUACCACUUGAGUCCAAGAGAGAUAAUAAACUCCUUCUGUCUACACAAUGGCCGAUUUUUCGUUUGUUUGUAGAUCGAUGGUCAACUGUACUAUACUAUUGGUUAACUAUACCAGGAAUUACUAUAUUAUUCAUUUUUCCUUGCUGACAAUUUCAUGUAACAUAUGCUUGUUAAAUCUUUUAAUCGUUUAUGCUAGCACUAUCGUAUCACUUGUGAUUAUUUAAAA